Messenger RNA from Selaginella moellendorffii, 820 nucleotides. RefSeq lists its product as uncharacterized. The transcript is spliced from 7 exons. Bases 55 to 774 code for a protein of 239 amino acids. The record is from RefSeq and is a predicted model, not a curated record. Gene Ontology annotation, cellular component: endomembrane system; membrane. Lineage: Eukaryota; Viridiplantae; Streptophyta; Lycopodiopsida; Selaginellales; Selaginellaceae.
AAGCCUGCUUUUUAGGGUUCUUGGGCAAACAAGAAAGGGGCGAAAGAAAACGAAAUGAAAGCGCAUUCUCGCCCCGCCGGCAAUGCGCUCUUCGUCUUCCAUCUCGUCGCGUUUCUCUGGUUUUUGUACACCUUUAGCUGGCAUUUUGGCCGCGCGGCGAGCAAGCUCCCCCAGUCGCAAGGAUUUGGCUGGUUCUUCAAGUAUCUCACUUUCUGCGGAUUCACGUUGCAAUUGGUAUCACUGCUCGUCUGCCUCUUGUCCCACCUAUUUCCGGAGAGUCGAGGCUUGAAGCGUGCGGCGGAUGAUUUGUCUUGCACCACCUUCGCGAUUGCCAAUGUCAUCACGGCCAUGCACUGGGUCCUCUACUUCACUACCGCAGCUCCAGUCGAAGCAUCUGCCACUGCCAAAAUCGAGACCACCGUCACUCGGAGUUUAAACGUCCAGACUUCUUCACCACUGUGGCUGAAUCUGACAGUCCAUUUGGCGAACGCCAUUGUCGCCUGGACCGACGUCCACGUUUCCGAUAGAACUUUCAGGAAGUCGUCACUCAACCAGUCUCUCAUCUUCUGCCUUGUCUACACCACCUGGAUCCAAGUCUGUGCCUUCAAGAACAAGAUGUAUCCAUACCCGUUCCUCAACAAGCUCCCGCAGCCGGAAGGAUUCAUCGCCACGGUCGCGGUCGCGGUGACCCUCACCUUCGCCUUCUUCAAAGCCGGCUCCACAUUGGCGAGCGUCCAAACCUCCCGGCGACUAGCCAAGCUCAAAGCCAUGUAAGUCCAUCUUUCUCCUUCAUAAAAGAGCUAAAAAUCUACUUUUUCAA